CCGGAAUGGGUUAUACGGAAUUGCAGUAGCUCUCGUCCCUCUCUUCCGGAAUUCCAGUGUCUAACCUUCUAUCCCCAGCUUCGCUAUCCUGCCCCUCCCUCUCUCCUCUUCCCGAUAAGGUUCCAUUCCCAUGCCGCAGCCGCUUCCCUUUGCUGGAUACUGACCUCUCUCCCCCAAAAUCUAUCCCUUCCGUAACGAUUUCAUCGGUCGUAUGGGCUCCACCGCGCUCCCCCACCCGUUGGUCUCUCUCCCCAAGGCCCCUCCUCGCUCCCCAAAACUAGCGCUUCCCGUCUUCUCUUCGCUCCACCUGUGCUCCUCUACUUCGAGCCGUCUCUCCACCUCUAGGGCUCAACCUCGCGGAUUCGGGUCCCCCGUUUUCUUUCCUGUGAUCCGCCGGAGCAGGGAACCCGCGGUGCUGGUCGCGAAAUCGAGCUCCGAGGAAGAGGCGGCUGCGGCGGGAGAUGCGGAGGAGGUGGCAGUGGAGGAAGGGGAAACCCUAGCAAACCAGUCAGCGGUGGAGGAAGAGUCGAAGGUCUCCGAUGCCGAAGCAGAGGCGAAGCCUCCGAGGAAACCUAGAAUCAAGCUUGGAGAUAUCAUGGGGAUUUUGAACAAGAGAGCAGUCGAGGCUGCUGAGAAGGAAAGGCCAGUGCCAGACAUCAGGACUGGGGAUAUUGUGCAGAUUAAACUGGAAGUGCCAGAGAAUAGGCGCCGGUUAUCCAUUUACAAGGGUAUAGUCAUGUCGAAGCAAAAUGCAGGAAUACACACCACAAUUCGAAUUCGGAGAAUUAUUGCGGGUAUCGGUGUUGAGAUUGUCUUCCCCGUGUACUCACCGAAUAUUAAGGAGAUCAGGGUUGUUAGUCACAGGAAGGUGAGGAGGGCAAGGCUGUACUACUUGAGGGACAAGCUACCUCGUUUUUCCACCUUCAAGUAACUCCCCAUACUAUCAAGCUACUAGUUGCUGCUUAAGACAUUCAGCCCUUUCCUUUAUGGCAAGCGAGGUCUGUUCGGUGUUGUAGCACCAGACAUCCUCUUUCUUCUGCUUUUUGUGUUCUUUCCUUUGCUGAGUUCUUUGAUUGACAGAAUCUUAUAUUGUAUAAUAUCCGAUGCUGCAUGUUAAUUUUGUACUUGAGAAUAUAUGUGAAUGUCAAUUCUUAUUCUUCGGAAA
Molecule: messenger RNA, 1165 nt
Organism: Phoenix dactylifera (date palm)
Lineage: Eukaryota; Viridiplantae; Streptophyta; Magnoliopsida; Arecales; Arecaceae
Product: large ribosomal subunit protein bL19cz-like
Biological process (GO): translation
Cellular component (GO): ribosome
Molecular function (GO): structural constituent of ribosome
Source: RefSeq, a predicted model, not a curated record